AGCCUGAAAAAAUAAUAGACAGAUGGAUGCGUACCAUAUUUAAGUGGCGUGCAAAUCGGGAAGCAAAUUACUAGUGAGUUAUAGCUGGAAAACAGAAUUCAAGGGGAAGCGAUGAAUUCCUGUGAGCUAUACAACAGACAAACGCCUAUAAGAAGUACAACGUGUAAAUACAACGAAGUAAACGCAAAAGGCGAAACACGUCUACAUUUUUCAGCAAAAAAAAAAAACCUUGAUGGUCAAGAUUUCAUAGAAAACUUAUUGACAAAGGGAGUAGACAUCAACGCUCGUAAUAAGUGGGGUCAAACGCCACUCCACUAUGCUGCCAUAGCUGGUUGUUUACAAAAUAUUGAGACCUUGACAAAGUCACCUGGUAUUGAUAUAAAUAGCAGAGAUAUAAAUGGAUACAAUGCCCUUCAGAGUCUGAUUGCUGCAAAUGAUGGUGAAAGCACUGAUUCGGAUGACGAUCUGGAGGACUAUUUGUUUACAAUGGAAAAUUAUCUUGAUCGUGUACAGUCAACAGAUGACAUAAAUGAUAUCGAAAUGCCUGAAAAAACAUUAAGUGUCGAUCUUAGAAAGUCUUUGCAAGUUCUUGUCAACGCCGGAAUUAAUGUGAACAAUCAGACUGUAUAUGGAGAUGGUAUCCUUCAUCUCAUUGCUUUGAGGAAGGAAAACCCACCAUUAUUAAAGUUUUUUAUUUCGAAUUUUCCUGACAUUAGUUUAGAUUUAAUUAACAAAAAAAAUGAAAACUUUUUGCAUGUAUAUGUUUCCGAUGAACGUUUGGAAGAUAUUGUGGAAUUGUUUGAAUGGAUUGCAGAGAAGUACUCAGGAUCUAUUUUGAAGGCAUUGCUAUCCAGUAGAGAUAUCCGUGGGAAAACCCCAUGGACUUUAUUGAUCGGCAAUACAGGUGAAUCUGCAAAUUUUCGAAAAAUGCUUGACUAUGCCGUUUCACCUUAUGUUAAUGAUAACCUGGGAAACACAGUUUUGCAUCAAACUUGUGGUAUUUUAUAUGGACGUUCGCACUCAGAGUUUCUAGAAUAUAUGCUCAAAGUUGGUGCUGACAUAAACGCACAAAACAUGUAUGGAGAACCUGUUUUAUCGCUGACGUUAGAUGAGGAAGUUUUUGAUAUUUUCGUACAGUUCAAUCCUGAUUUUGAAGUUAAAGAUAGAUGGGGUAGAAGUACGUUGAUUUCUAUCAUGAAAUACCGACCUCUUCCAGAUUUCCUUAAAGCUUUGAUGGAAAAAGGGACUGUAAAUGUAAACACUAGAGACAUAUACGGCUCUACACCUCUUCAUUUUGCAGCGUAUCUCAAUUAUGAGGAACAAAUAGAGCUUUUGUUAAAAUAUGGUGCAGAUAUAAAUGCUCGCGAUAAUCUCCAAGAAAGACCCCUGGACACAGCGAAACGACACAAAAGUUUUCGUUGCUUUGCGCUAUUGAAAGCGGACGAUAGAACGGAACAAGGAGAUACCAUAAUAUACACUCGAAUAACAAUGCUUGGAGAUCAGAAGUUCGAAGAGAUUCUUUGUGGACUGCCAGAGACGAUAAUAUCGUCUUGUAUCAAAUCACCACAAGAUGUUCAGACACUACUACAUUUACCUUUGAAUUUAAAAGACUUCAUGAACUACCUUCUUGAAUCGUAUUAUACCAAAAGUCCAAACUACUGCUCUGAAGUAGAUUCUGUUACAUUCGAUGUUAAUAAUCUUGUCACGUCGCUGUGCACUCAAAUUGGAAAAUAUGAUUCUCGAUUUGAAAUGUCAGUUUUUCCUUCUGGAAGCAUGGCUGAAGGAACAAAAAUUGGCCGUCCAGAUGAAUUUGAUUUUAUUUUAUGUCUUGAUAAGUUGAAUGAUAUCACUGACAUUGUUAUGGCAGACAAUUCUAUGAAAAAAGGAUUCGCUUCCCUGAAAUUUAAAAAUUUACCAGAUGUUGACGAAUACUUGCCGUUUACUGAUGCUGAUGGCUAUUUCUUACCUAUUUUAUUUUUGAGGUUAUUCUUUGAAUAUUUGAAAAGAGCACUGAAUGAACCUCAUUUGUGGAAGGAGGGAAAUUUAUACUUUAAUGUUGAAAAUAAAGUAAGGAUAAUAUUCGCUAAACCAGUGUUUACUUUUGAUGUAUAUUGGUUCGGUUCUGUUUACAAACAAUUGAAAAUCAGUAUAGAUCUUGUUCCAGCAGUUUACAAAAGAGGAUGGUGGCCUAAAAAUAUUGAUGUUGAUAAAAUACAUCUCGUUAGUCCAGACAUCAAAGCAGCCGGCUGUUUUCUAACUCUGCAAACAAAAGGGCGCCAAAUUUCUCUAAACAACUCCCACUGUAUAAGCCGAACAUGUAACAGUGAGGACAAUGACGAAGAAUUAGCAAAGAAGAGAUUGUUGCGCAUUUCAGGAGCUCCUGCAGAGAUAUGCCUUAUGAAGUCAUUGCCAAAUGAUUUUCGACAAGCUUAUGUCCUUGCAAAAGUUUUGAAGAACUUAUGUCCUGAUAUUGAUGUUGAAACAAAACAAUACAUGCUGGAGCAAAUGGACCUGGAAUAUGCAAGACCACGUCGCACAAAACCAUCUGAACUGCUUAAAAGCUAUAUGUUAAAAAAUAGCGUGUUUUAUGUGCUGGACGAAUUGAAAAUGAAAAACCAAUUAGAAGAUGGACUUGACAUAUCUGAGAUAACUAUAAAGAUGUACAAUUUUCUUCUUCGAUUUGUUGAUGGUGGAAAAAUGCACAUGCGUCCGUACUUUCUAUCAAAUGAUAUCAAUGUCUUCGAGAAAUCAAGGGAGCUAUCCUUAAACAAAACAUUUAUUUUUCAUAUGCAAAGAGAAUUUAGUAUAAAGCUUGUGCUAGGUAUACUCAAUGCUCAAUUUCCAAGGGAAUGUUUGGCUGCUAAAAUAUUUAAAUUUGGCAAUUAAAUCAGUAGCAUUCUU
Messenger RNA from Mytilus californianus (California mussel), 2901 nucleotides. RefSeq lists its product as uncharacterized. Gene Ontology annotation, molecular function: protein binding. The record is from RefSeq and is a predicted model, not a curated record. The transcript has a single exon. Lineage: Eukaryota; Metazoa; Mollusca; Bivalvia; Mytilida; Mytilidae. The coding region runs from base 112 to 2886 and encodes 924 amino acids.